AAACUUGCCUGAAACUUGAACCACAAGACUUUAUCAGCGCCGUGCGACCAUCGCUACUAUUCAUUGAGCUGUGCUCGCACUGCUAACUCUCUGACACUUCCGUGGAACUGCCAGACCAUCCCGACUUGCACACAGCCUUAUUGAAAUGUCUACAUUACCAUAUGCAGCUGAUGCGGAAAGUCCGUUGAAGCCUGAAGAGCUCCAAGUACUGCGUGCGCAAUAUGAAAAGGAAGGUGAUUAUGUGGGAAUCCAAACAAAGUUCAACUACGCCUGGGGUCUCAUCAAAUCCAGCAGUCGACCAGAUCAACAAGAAGGCGUGCGACUACUCUCCGAUAUCUUUCGUAAUUCCCCUGAACGAAGACGCGAGUGUCUGUACUAUCUCGCCUUGGGAAACUACAAGUUGGGAAAUUAUGCGGAGGCGCGGAGAUACAACGAUCUACUCAUAGAUCUAGAGCCGGCAAACUUGCAGGCAGGCAGUCUGAAGGGUCUGAUUGAUGACAAGGUUGCGAAGGAGGGCCUCGUCGGGGCGGCUAUAGUUGGAGGCCUAGCAGUGGCAGCGGGCAUAGUUGGAAGCAUGCUGUUCAAGAGCGCAAGAAGAAGGUGAAAUAUGAUAUGUCCUGUUGGACACCCUGGCAUCACAGUUCAGAGGGAGGCGCUUGGAAUAAUGAUCUAUGCCAACACUUGUACAAAUCGCAUGCAGCACAUAACUUUUGUUUCGCAUGCAUGAACCGCAAUGCAGCACAUACUAUGUAAAAACUCAUUACUACCCAUCGAUGUAUGUGACCCCUUAAUCGCUGAU
Messenger RNA from Pseudovirgaria hyperparasitica, 799 nucleotides. RefSeq names its product mitochondrial fission 1 protein. Gene Ontology annotation, cellular component: mitochondrial outer membrane; peroxisomal membrane. The transcript is spliced from 4 exons. Gene Ontology annotation, molecular function: protein binding. NCBI's taxonomy places the organism in Eukaryota, Fungi, Ascomycota, Dothideomycetes, Acrospermales, Acrospermaceae. The record is from RefSeq and is a predicted model, not a curated record. Bases 146 to 604 code for a protein of 152 amino acids. Gene Ontology annotation, biological process: peroxisome fission; mitochondrial fission; autophagy of mitochondrion.